CAUCCAUGCAGUGACCAGUGCAGCAGUCGCCGAGCAGCUAUAGCGAACAGUCACAUUCGUGAUCGACUCGAUCGUGACUCACGACUGACUUGUCAUUCUUGAUCGCAAGUGAGCGAGUUGCCCUCGCCUUUCCACAUGCUCAUCCCGCUGUCACUGCCCAUGCACAGCCGCGCUAUCCCAACUCCAGCAGAUCUCACCAAUAUGCGCUGCUAGCUUCAAACCCAUUCUUCGAGAGCGGUCAUUCGCACGGCAGCUCCGCAGCGGAAAUCUCAACAGCAGGCUCGGAUCGCAUUCGAAUCUGUCCGCGACGCUUAGCCCACUCCACGUGCCCAUGCUGCUCUAACCUCUUUGGGACAAGCGCGCAACUUCACCACGCUCUUGCCGCGUCCAACAGCCACAUUCGCUCGCAUCCCCUUUUCGAUUUCUCCUCGGCGUCCUCGCUCGCAGGAACGGGGCAUUCACUCAGUGACCGCCAUUCCACGAUUUGCAAGUACAAGCAUGACCUCGCACGAGCUAGGCAAGCAAGCAUGCAGAGCACUCUACAGAGCAGUGCUUCGACAGUGUCCACCUGCAGUCACCUACUCUUCCCACGCUACAAAGAACCUUCGACGCUUGUACAAGUGGCACUUUGAGCAGAUCAUGGCGCGAGGCAAUCUCAUCGAUGCGGAUCUCAAGGCAGCUGAACGGACGAUGCUGAUGCUGUUGAGCUCUACAGCACCGAGGCAAGCGCCUUCUUCGCCAUCGGACAGCAUCGAUGAUGCUUCGAGCAGCAGGACUUCACACGCUUUCACAUCGAGCUCUGCAAGGCUGCGGAACGACGUCGCUCACGGUGCUGCCGAAGAGGCAGACGUAGUAGGCGCUUCGGAACGCAAAGGCAGACUACUCUCCCAUCGUCUCACCCACUCGCUGGCUUCUUUGACCUACCACCACCUUUCGCCGUACGUCUUGAUGCAGCGCACGACUAGGCGCGGGGUCGAUGGCGGCUCGCAGUCGGCCAGCGCUCGAAGGUUGAGAGCGAAGGACGAUGCGGGAGAAGCUUUGCCUUCGCUCAAAGUCCUGCCACGUCCACGCAGAGGACCAUUUACACCUGCUCUUGCUCGAAAGUCCAUCAAUCCUCUACCCGGCGAAGCGGUCGAAGAGAGGAUGCAGGCCAUGUAUCGAGCAAAGGACAGGAUGGACGAGCUCUUGCAGAUGGAUGCAGGAGCAAAGUCUGAAGAGUACGAGCAGGCGAGGCGAGAUUAUGUAGAGAAGAGGGGACUUGUCAGGGCAGCGAAACAUACCUGGAACGCUGCGUUGGAGGAGAGACGCAAGGAAGAUGCGCCUAGAAGGUUGCUGGGAAGUUUGGUUCAGCGCGCAGAAAGGAGCUCUGGCUUGUGGCUCGGUGGACCUCGAUGGGCGCGUUGGAAACAGAACGAAAUGCUAUGGUGACGCUCUGAUUUUUUUUGCGGUGGCUUGGACGCGCUGCGACAACCUCCCUCGCCCUUCCGAGCGUCCGUCUUUGCGAGGUCGUGGCCCUUUCGAAUAGAUUCGCUCGCUCUUCAGGAUGCAGGUUCCUUUGGACUCGAGCGCUCACGACGGCCUGACUCUCACAGCCCCAGGGUCGACGUAGUGACUGCACGCACUGGGGACUGCUUGGAGUCGUGACUCACCACUCUUCACCCAUGCACUCUUGACUGGCUACCGCUUUGCCGACCCUGUCAUGAUGAUGCUCUGCUCGCUCACUCGUGACUGCGUGUGCGCGCGCAUCCUUUGGCCGGCGGCUGCGAUCCUGAAUCAUCAGCAAGUGGAGUACCCUG
Messenger RNA from Ceraceosorus guamensis, 1796 nucleotides. RefSeq lists its product as hypothetical. The transcript has 2 exons. The coding region runs from base 499 to 1428 and encodes 309 amino acids. The record is from RefSeq and is a predicted model, not a curated record. NCBI's taxonomy places the organism in Eukaryota, Fungi, Basidiomycota, Exobasidiomycetes, Ceraceosorales, Ceraceosoraceae.